This is a messenger RNA of Zingiber officinale, 1755 nucleotides long. RefSeq names its product plasma membrane ATPase 4-like. Gene Ontology annotation, cellular component: plasma membrane. Gene Ontology annotation, biological process: regulation of intracellular pH; proton export across plasma membrane. The coding region runs from base 142 to 1755 and encodes 537 amino acids. Gene Ontology annotation, molecular function: ATP binding; ATP hydrolysis activity; P-type proton-exporting transporter activity. NCBI's taxonomy places the organism in Eukaryota, Viridiplantae, Streptophyta, Magnoliopsida, Zingiberales, Zingiberaceae. The transcript is spliced from 8 exons. The record is from RefSeq and is a predicted model, not a curated record.
CUCCUUCUCCUUCCUCAGCCGAUGCCACUUCUAGCUUGAUCACUGGAAGAGUGAUUGGGAGUUCUGAGUUUAUUUCUAGGGUUUUGUUUUGGUGAUUGUGAUACCUCUUCGUCGAUCGUCGACGAGUCAUCGGCGGCUGAAAUGGCCGGCGAGAAAGCGAUCAGCUUGGAGCAGAUCAAGAACGAGACCGUCGACCUUGAACGGAUUCCCAUAGAAGAGGUGUUCGAGCAGCUGAAAUGCACCAAAGAAGGUCUAACUACGGACGAAGGAGCCAAUCGGCUCCAAAUCUUCGGUCCAAACAAGCUCGAAGAGAAAAAGGAAAGUAAGAUUCUCAAGUUCUUGGGCUUCAUGUGGAACCCCCUUUCGUGGGUCAUGGAGAUGGCUGCCAUCAUGGCCAUAGUCUUGGCCAACGGAGACCACAAGUCACCGGAUUGGCAAGACUUCAUCGGCAUCAUCGUACUCCUCGUCAUCAACUCCACUAUCAGCUUUAUCGAAGAAAAUAAUGCCGGUAACGCCGCCGCCGCACUAAUGGCCGGCCUCGCCCCGAAGACAAAGGUUCUUAGAGAUGGCCGCUGGAGUGAACAGGACGCGGCAAUUCUUGUGCCAGGCGACAUAAUUAGUAUCAAACUUGGCGAUAUAAUCCCAGCUGAUGCACGUCUGCUCGAAGGGGAUCCGCUGAAGAUUGAUCAGUCCGCUUUAACUGGAGAAUCUCUCCCGGUUACCAAGAAUCCAGGAGACGAAGUGUUCUCUGGCUCAACUUGCAAGCAGGGUGAAAUAGAGGCCAUUGUCAUUGCCACUGGAGUUCAUACCUUCUUCGGAAAGGCAGCACAUCUCGUAGACAGCACGAACCAAGUUGGGCACUUCCAGAAGGUGCUGACGGCCAUUGGUAACUUCUGUAUCUGCUCCAUUGCAGUCGGCAUGGUCAUUGAGAUCAUCGUCAUGUAUCCAAUCCAGCACAGAAGAUAUAGAGAUGGUAUUGAUAAUCUAUUGGUCCUCUUGAUUGGAGGUAUCCCGAUUGCCAUGCCAACAGUCCUGUCUGUGACCAUGGCUAUUGGAUCACACAGACUAUCUGAACAAGGUGCUAUCACAAAGAGAAUGACCGCGAUAGAGGAGAUGGCUGGCAUGGACGUCCUCUGCAGUGAUAAAACAGGGACAUUAACUCUUAACAAAUUGAGCAUCGACAAACUUCUUAUUGAGGUUUUCACAAAAGGGGUGGAUAAGGAGCAUGUGGUCCUAUUGGCAGCAAGAGCAUCAAGAACAGAGAAUCAGGAUGCUAUUGAUGCUGCCAUGGUGGGGAUGCUUGCAGACCCAAAGGAGGCGAGAGCAGGUAUUAGAGAAGUACAUUUUCUUCCCUUCAAUCCUGUGGACAAAAGAACUGCUCUCACCUAUAUCGAUGGCAAUGACAAUUGGCAUCGUGUAAGUAAAGGUGCACCUGAGCAGAUUUUGAACCUUUGCAACUGCAAAGAAGAUGUCAGGACUAAGGUGCAUUCAGUAAUUGAUAAAUAUGCUGAACGUGGGCUGCGAUCACUAGCUAUUGCUAGACAGGAAGUUCCAGAGAAAUCCAAAGAGAGUGCAGGGGCACCAUGGCAAUUUGUAGGGGUGUUACCUCUUUUUGAUCCUCCAAGACAUGACAGUGCUGAAACUAUCCGCAGAGCUCUCAACCUUGGCGUUAAUGUCAAAAUGAUCACAGGUGAUCAGCUUGCUAUUGCAAAGGAGACAGGGCGGAGACUUGGUAUGAACAAAAAAUUAAAUUAA